AUGCGUCAUGCGUUUAAAAAGAAAAUUUUAUUUUGCGGUAUUAUUGUCAUAACAUUGAUAAUACUUCUAAUCCAUCCCGAAACGAAGCCUCCAAGGACGUACGAAUAUAUUGAAAAAGGCAAUAUUCUGAGCAACCUUUUGGAAGAAGUUUCUGAAAAUUUUUCAAGUACGGCUUUAAUUGACUGUGAUUAUCGUGACAUUAUAUACGAUAGAACUACUCUGCCCAUUAGUUUAAUGGAUGGGGAUUUGAUAGAAGGUCAUAAAAUAAAAGAAGGUGGAGAAUACACUCCCUCGGACUGUAAGCCUAAAUUUAGUACUGCAAUUAUUGUACCAUAUCGUGAUAAAGCUGAAGAGUUACGUGGAUUUUUAGUGUACAUGCACACAUUUUUUCAUCGUCAACAUAUCCAUUACCGCAUCUAUGUGAUCGAACAAGUGGACACACAGCCUUUCAAUCGAGCUAAACUCAUGAACAUUGGGGCUAUUGCUGCAAUAAAAGCUGGAUAUCCUUGUUUGAUACUCCAUGAUGUUGAUUUAUUGCCACUGAGACCAGCAAACUUAUAUGCAUGUACAAAACAACCUAGACAUAUGUCAUCUAGUAUUGAUAAGUAUAGGUUUGUCCUAGCGCAUAUAAAACUCUAUGGUGGUGUCACGGCAAUACCUUCAAAACAAUAUAAAGAAGUGAAUGGUAUGAGCAAUGAUUUCUAUGAAACAGGAGGGGAAGAUGAUGACUUAUACUGCCGCCUAGAGAACCACAAGUUGAAAAUGUGCCAAUUUGACCCAGAUAUAAGUCAAUAUCAUAUGUGGGAACAUCAGAAAGCAAUAGAUACUAAGCAGAGAAAAUAUCCAAAGUUCUCCAAGGAAAAGAUGUUAAGGGAUGGAUUAAACUCAUUGAAAUACACAGAGGUAGCAACAGUCCUUCAUCCACUUUUUACUCAUAUCAUGGUUGAUUUGUAA
Molecule: messenger RNA, 954 nt
Organism: Arctia plantaginis
Lineage: Eukaryota; Metazoa; Arthropoda; Insecta; Lepidoptera; Erebidae
Source: the annotation of a GenBank genome assembly